CCACGAACACUGCUCAAAAACCCUUCUCAUGCAAUUGACGUACGUGUCUCACGACUGAGUGAUGGGGUUGGGUUUCGACUCGUCCAAAAAGAUGCGGAUCAUCAGGAAAUAGUACGGUUUCUUGCCGUCGUGGGUCAUCCAUGCGUGCGUGUCUGAUGGAUCGAUCAGAGAGACAAGGUACACAUCUACAGCCUGAGACAUUCCUUCAUGACGUUUCCUCACCGGCAUAGAAGCCAUGUUUUUGCAGCAGCUCGUUGGCCUGGGGCAGCCAUUCUCUGUCCAGCUCGUAUUUGGCCGUGUGGACGUCUGGGCACCCUGGCCCCCCGCAGUCGCACACCGUUUCCACGCCGUCGACCACUUUAUUGGCUUCUGGUAGGAGUUCCUUCUCGAAUCGUUGCCCCACCGGUCCCCAGGAGGGAUGCCUCACGCGAUAUGCUCGGUAGCAGCAACGGUGGACGUGGAACCUGGACACAAAGAGGAGAAUGAAAGAACACACACCCAAGUCGUAGGCCGUCAAACUCUCGGCGUCUCUGUCGGGGAAAAUUCUCUUGUAUACCUGUCAUGGCAGCAGCAUUUGGGGUUGGUGCCCAUUGCACCUCCCAGCCACGUAUCACAGCAGGGGUGGUCAUAGAUCUGCAUCGGAUGCACACACACACACACACACACACACACACACAGAGAGAGAGAGAGAGAGACCCUUCCCCUUGACCGGCUGGCAGCUGACCAACGUUGACUUACGUAUACGCCUGCAUGUGGCCCUUUGGGGCUCAACGGAAGGCAGCCAGGACCGCCGCCGCACGUGCAGCCGUUCGUACAACCCAUAGAACACCGUCACACACGUUCUCGAAGAACAGCCGAACGGGAGAUUCGCUGAAAGGGAAAAGUGGGUGACCCACAAGAGCGGACGAGGCAGCUUUUGAC
Vitrella brassicaformis is the source of this 921-nucleotide messenger RNA. The record is from the annotation of a GenBank genome assembly. Lineage: Eukaryota; Vitrellaceae.